AGAUAGUCGUCAUCGUCUGCGUCGCACCGAGUGUUAGUGGGCGAGCGAGACCUGAGCUACCGAGCUCAACAUAACCCGAUUCUGAAGAGUGCUACAGCGUUGCUUCCGAAGUAGAAGUUGGAGAAAAGAAGAUGAACACAGACAUCACAGCGUCAACGAAACCCGAGUACCCGGUCAUAGAUCGGAACCCUCCGUUCACCACAGUCGUCGGCAACUUCAGCACCCUCGAUUACUUCCGUUUCGCCACCAUCACCGGCGUCUCCGUUACGGUCGGCUACCUCUCCGGGAUUAAGCCCGGGAUUAGAGGGCCGUCAAUGGUUACAGGAGGUUUGAUUGGGGUAAUGGGCGGAUUCAUGUACGCUUACCAGAACUCGGCGGGACGCCUCAUGGGCUUUUUCCCCAACGACGAUGAGGACAAAACUUCCAUUAAGGAAAACAUCAUAUUCACUGGAGAUCAGUCAGACUUUGACAGUGCUAGUUACGUGAUUUUGCUUAUUGAGUUUUUGAAACUUUUGAGCCUAUGUCUAGUUCAAGAGGAGACGGAAACAGGUGGAGGAUGGUUUUGCAAAACAGCUGAGGGUUAUAGAGUAGGAGCAGAAGGUGCACGUAAGGGUAGGAAAAGAAGCUAAGCACUAGGCUGGGAGCGUUACAGACUGAUUGUUCCCUUCACACGUUUGCUGCAUGAUUUCCUGAUCUGGACAGAGAAUAGAUAAUGAGCUUUAAUUUGGGAGGCUGAUGUUUGGUAUAAGGAAAUGUCAUGUGAAGUGCUUGAAGAUGAUAACCAGUUAAGGCGUCGUUUCUAAUGCAGAUAUUGCUAUUCGAUUGUUAUUUUUUUAACCUAGGCUUGUAUGUGUUCUGUUUGUAUAACUUGUAGCAUGCACAAGCCCAUACUAACAUGUCUUCUCUCUUUGAUUAUUCACCUGUAGUUAUUUGGUUUGGAUGUAUGCAAAGUGAUUAUGUAUGGCUGACUUUAUACAAAGUCCAUAUCCAUGGUGGAGAUUAGGCUUUGUAAUUGUAAAGUUAAAAGCACAAAUAUUUAUAUCCA
This is a messenger RNA of Pyrus x bretschneideri (Chinese white pear), 1045 nucleotides long. RefSeq lists its product as uncharacterized. The coding region runs from base 132 to 629 and encodes 165 amino acids. The transcript is spliced from 3 exons. The record is from RefSeq and is a predicted model, not a curated record. Lineage: Eukaryota; Viridiplantae; Streptophyta; Magnoliopsida; Rosales; Rosaceae.